CACUGAGCAUUUCAUAGAUCUGUCAGUAACCGGAUACUACUAACGUUACUGAAGAUAGCGGGGCGACACAAAUUGCAUCUCGUUAGAUAAGUAACGUUGGACCCUAACGUUAGAAUUUACACGGAAUUUACACGUUAUCAUCUGAAGGAACGGAACAUAUCUGGAUUCGAAAGGAACAUACGCUGUAUUAUACCACUCUUGUUGAACGUGUGUUAUGGGAACUCGCUCAACUGAGCACUUUCUGCCAUGAUGCACGGGUUUCAUGAAUGCUUGGCAGGCUAGCUUUUGGUGCUGACUUACACUAUUUUCUGACGAAAAAGAAGCUUGAUCUUUCAUACCACCACCAAUGAUGGCAAAGACCACAUCGUCGCAGGUCGUAGAACUGUUCCAUUAUUUGCAAGAUCCGCACCAUGUCGCACGGUUUCAGCAGAUCUGCGGGGUGCGCGGGACGUUUUCUAAGAACUCGGCGGAGAUCAAAGACACUGAGCGGACUCAUUUGCACAACAACUGCGUCUCCAUCCAUCCCACCAGUGAACGUGACAAAUGCGCUCGCAGUGGUGGUGGAGAAGGAGAGAAGACAGAGUGUCUUCGGCAGAGGAUCUCGAGCGGACACUCUUUAAAACCGGAGGGAAAUGUUCCUCAAAAUGGAGCAGCGGUCACUCCGGGGUCUGAAAGGUCGGGGCAUAGCACGAGCGAAACUGGAGCCCGGGACAGCGUGGAAAAUGUUUCAAAUAAAGUUAAUUCGUCUGAGGUGGAGAUUGGACCUCCGAGGGUCGGUGAAAAGAACCCAGGUCUCUCAGAGAGCACAGUUAAACCCUUGCGUAAGAAUUCUCUAACAGGUGAUCUGGGACAGGAGUUCAUCAUCGAGAACAAGUUUUUAUACUACCUAUUCACCUUCGGAACUGAGUUGGGAAACGAGCUGUUUUAUACCACCUUUUUCCCGUUCUUUAUAUGGAACGUGGAUGCAUAUGUUAGCCGGAGACUUGUAGUUGUAUGGGUUUGGGUAAUGUACCUUGGUCAGUCAACCAAGGAUGUGAUUCGGUGGGCCAGACCUGCUUCGCCGCCCGUGGUCAAGGUGGAGAUGUUCUAUAACUCUGAGUAUAGUAUGCCCUCUACGCACGCCAUGUCGGGAACUGCCAUUCCCUUCUCGCUGUUCCUGCUGACCUACGAGCGUUGGGAGUACCCCUUCACGGUGGGCCUCUCGCUGGCCCUGUGCUGGUGCAUCCUGGUCUGCCUCAGCCGGAUCUACAUGGGCAUGCACUCCAUCCUGGACAUAAUCGCUGGUGUGACGUUCAGCGUUCUGAUCCUGGUGGUGUUCCAGCCAGCCCUGGACAUGAUUGACAACUUCUAUCAGACGAACCACUACGCCCCCUUCUUGAUCAUCACCCUCCACAUAGGCAUGGGCCUCUUCUCCUUCACCCUGGACACCUGGAGCACCUCCCGGGGCGACACCGCCCAGAUCCUGGGCUGUGGCGCUGGCAUGGCCCUGGGCUCCCACCUCAACUACCGCCUGGGCCUAAUGCCUGACAUCCCCCUGUCCCAGCUGCCCCUGUCCCCUCCAGAGCUCAGUGUCUCCCUGGUGGCCGUGGUCCUGCUGAGGUUGAGCCUGGGAGUGCUGUUGCUGCUGGCCACCCGCGCCCUCAUGAAGGCCCUCACCAUCCCGCUGGCCUGCCGCCUGUUCGGCAUCCCUAGCGGGGACACCAGGAAGGCCCGGCAGCACAUGGAGGUGGAGCUGCCCUACAGGUACAUUGUGUACGGGACGAUGGGCUUCAACACGCUCUUCCUGGUUCCUCUGCUCUUCACCUACCUGAAGCUCGCCUGAUGGUGAGGGGCUCUGUCUUCAGCUCCUGCCCCUCAUCCUGCUCAUCCUGCCCCUCAUCCUGCUCAUCCUGACCCUCAUCCUGCUCAUCCUGACCCUCAUCCUGCUCAUCCUGACCCUCAUCCUGCUCAUCCUGACCCUCAUCCUGACCCUCAUUCUGCUCAUCCUGACCCUCAUCCUGCUCAACCUACCCCUCAUUCUCGGCCCUAAUCCUCAGCCCUCAUCCUAACCCUCAUCCUGUGCCUCACCCUACACAGCACCCUCAGGACCGCACCACUUAUUCCUAUUCAGACAAACCGAGCGCUGCCACUUGGUCCUCCUCCUGCCCGCUGGUCACGGCUGACACCUUGAAGCAGGGGCGUCAAAAGGACUGAGCCAGCUGGAUACCACUGAUCUAGUUCCUGUAAUUAACCUGUGUCUUACUAUUCAGAAAAAAAACUGGAUAAUUCAGGCCUGUUUUCAACCUUUGAUUUGAUGAUCUUAAUUAUAUCAUACUUAUUUUCCGCCCCCCUAAGUAAAUGGGCAUUCAUUGUCUUUUUUUUUUUUUAAGGGCUAAUUUUAUGUAUUUUUAUUUCUGCGUCUUAAUGUAGGGUUUUUAAUUUAUUUGAUUGCAUUUGUUGGUUUCACUUCAGACUGAUGGGAGAAAAGCCAUUACUGGGCACAUAUGACGCUCAGGCAUCACCUUUUCACUGUGGGAUGUGUACUAUAUGAAGAUUAUAGGGUUUCAGGGUAAUACGAAGAUAUGCAUGUUCUGUCAAGUCGUUGAAGGGGAUCCCCCUUACUCCUAUAAAUGAUCUGUUGUGGUGUCAGAGGAGGAAGGGUAUGUUCCAGGAGACGAGGUAAGACUGUCAGAAGACUGUCUGUCUCCUGUGUCCCCCCUCUAGAAACUCAGAGUAACAAACACAAUGUCCCUUACUUCAGCGUAUCGCACCGUUCCUCCUCCUUCCUUUCUAUCUUGUUCAUCCUCCUUGUUUCUCUGUAGUAGUUGGACUACAGUGAUGAGUAUUCUAUUAUAAGGGGGCUUAUACAACACUACGGCUUUCGCUGCUCUAAUGUGGCACAUUAAUUUACUACGUCAAAGUAAAGACGUAUAAGCAUAUUAUUGCUUCAAUCCUCUCACCUGUUGAGGCAACCCUACUUUGUAAUCUUAAGAAUGCCUCUGGCUUUCCACUAGCAGGCAGGUAACUGGUUAUUGGGACCCCUGUGUUGUAUAUAGUAAUGGUAGUACUGUGCAGUACUGUGUUUGUCUAGACAGGACUGUAUUUGGCUCUAUGUUGGGCUGGACAUGUGUGUUUGUCAUUUCAGCAACAUGCAGAAACAUGUCCCUAUGAUUUUGGACCAAGAAAGUCCAUAGACCCGCAGUCCCGAGACAACUUUAAAACGGCCUUAACUUUCCUCAUUGUACACCCUUCAACUCCCAUGAUCAAUUUGUAAGUAGAGUGAGAUGGUACUGUCCCUAUAAAAAAAAUA
Messenger RNA from Osmerus eperlanus (European smelt), 3289 nucleotides. RefSeq names its product sphingosine-1-phosphate phosphatase 1b (gene sgpp1b). Gene Ontology annotation, cellular component: endoplasmic reticulum membrane. The transcript has 4 exons. The record is from RefSeq and is a predicted model, not a curated record. The coding region runs from base 347 to 1822 and encodes 491 amino acids. Gene Ontology annotation, biological process: sphingosine metabolic process. Gene Ontology annotation, molecular function: sphingosine-1-phosphate phosphatase activity. NCBI's taxonomy places the organism in Eukaryota, Metazoa, Chordata, Actinopteri, Osmeriformes, Osmeridae.